AUGGCGUCGGCCGUGGUCGACAUGCCGCACCGCGAGCGCGGAAAGCAACGAGAUGGUGGCGAUUCCUAUCGCCCUGCUCGUGCUGCGCGCUCGCCCGUCCCAGUACCGGUGCGGACGGAGGAGGAGAAGCAGGCAGCAGCAAAGGCCGAGUACGAGAAGCUGCUCAACAUGCGGUCGGGAGGCACGUACAUUCCGCCAGCGAGGCUCAGGGCGCUGCAGGCGCAGAUCACGGACAAGACCAGCAAGGAGUAUCAGCGGAUGGCGUGGGAGGCGCUCAAGAAGAGCAUCAACGGCUUGAUCAACAAGGUCAACACGGCCAACAUCAAGCACAUCGUCCCCGAGCUGUUUGGCGAGAACCUGAUCCGGGGGCGGGGCCUGUUCUGCCGGUCCAUCAUGAAGGCUCAGGCUGCCAGUUUACCCUUCACGCCCAUCUACGCGGCCAUGGCGGCCAUUGUCAACACCAAGCUGCCGCAGGUUGGCGAGCUGCUGAUCAAGCGCCUCAUCAUGCAGUUCCGCAAGGGCUUCAAGCGAAACGACAAGGCCGUCUGCCUUUCCUCGACGACGUUCCUCGCGCACCUGAUCAACCAGCAGGUCCAGCACGAGAUGCUGGCCGGCCAGAUCCUGCUUCUGCUCCUGCACAAGCCCACGGACGACAGCGUCGAGAUUGCUGUUGGGUUCUGCAAGGAGGUCGGGCAGUACUUGGAAGAGAUGCAGCCUGCCAUCUCCAUGGCCGUCUUCGAUCAGUUCCGCAACAUCCUCCACGAGUCCGACAUCGACAAGCGAACCCAGUAUAUGAUUGAGGUGCUUUUCCAGAUCCGAAAGGACAAGUUCAAGGAGAGCCCGGCUAUCAAGGAGGAGCUGGAUCUUGUUGAGGAAGAGGACCAAAUCACACACAAGGUUGAGCUUGAUGGCGAGAUUGACGUUCAGGACGGGCUCAACAUCUUUAAAUUCGACGCCGAGUGGGAGGAGCAUGAGGAGGCUUACAGGAAACUCAAGGCGGAAAUUCUCGGCGAGAGUAGCGACGAUGAAGACGAGGAUGACGACGAGGAUGAGAGUGACGAGGAAGAGGAGGAGGAAUCGAAGGCCAUGGAGAUUAAGGACCAGUCCAACGCCGACUUGGUCAACCUCCGAAGGACCAUCUACCUUACCAUCAUGUCGAGCGCCGAUCCAGAGGAAGCAGUCCACAAACUGAUGAAGAUCAACCUCCCCGCUGGUCAGGAGCCGGAACUGCCGUCGAUGAUUGUCGAGUGUUGCUCUCAGGAGAAGACGUAUACCAAGUUCUUUGGCCUGAUUGGCGAACGCUUUGCCAAGAUCAACCGUCUCUGGUGCGAUCUUUUUGAGCAGGCCUUUGCCAAGUACUACGAGACUAUCCACCGAUAUGAGAACAACAAGCUACGAAACAUUGCCAUGUUGUUCGGCCACAUGUUUGCCGCCGACUCUCUCGGCUGGCACUGCCUCUCCGUCAUCCACCUAAACGAGGAAGAAACCACGUCCAGCAGCCGUAUCUUCAUCAAGAUCUUGUUCCAGCACAUCUCUGAGGAAGUCGGCUUGGCUAAGCUAAGGGCUCGCAUGACUGACGAGACCCUCCGUCCCAGCCUCGAAGGCAUCUUCCCCCGCGAGAACCCCCGCAACAUCAGAUUCUCCAUCAACUACUUUACCAGUAUUGGUAUGGGUGUUUUAACCGAGGAGAUGCGAGAGCACCUCCAGAAUAUGCCCAAGCCUGCACUCCCCGCCCCCCCUGCUCAGGACCGCUCGGAUUCGGAUCUCCGCCACAACGGAAUCGCGGUCGCGCGCGAAGCAACUCGUACAGCUCCUACAGCCGCUCCCCAUCCUCGCCGCGACGAGAGAGGGACGCAAACUCAGCCAGCCCGCAGCCUCGACGGGGCCGACCGCGCCAGAGCCCCGGCGGUCCUGCUGGUCGCAGAAACAGCUCUUCUGUCAGUAGCGGAGGACCCCGGAAGAAGGUCAAGCGGGAUGUCAGCCAAUCGCCGUCCCGCUCGAGAUCUGGGUCAAGGUCUCCGCUCCCUCCUUCGCGUGGCAAAAGGGCUUCUUACAGUCCGUCACGCAGCCGGAGUCCGCCUCCGCGCAGGGCAAGGGAUGAUUCGGCGGAUCGUCCGCGAGAGAGGAGCCCUGUGCCGAUGA
Molecule: messenger RNA, 2142 nt
Organism: Trichoderma virens Gv29-8
Lineage: Eukaryota; Fungi; Ascomycota; Sordariomycetes; Hypocreales; Hypocreaceae
Exons: 2
Coding region: 1-2142 (713 amino acids)
Biological process (GO): mRNA splicing, via spliceosome
Cellular component (GO): catalytic step 2 spliceosome
Molecular function (GO): protein binding; RNA binding
Source: RefSeq, a predicted model, not a curated record